AUGGCAAUCAUUCAUCUGACAUUUCAACAGCUAUUAUACCUUCUCCGAGUGUUCGGGACUAUUACCAACACUUGGCCACCUCAUCCAAAUAUUGGAAAAUAUGAGCUGUUUUUCCGUAAUCUUUAUUGCUUCGUUAUUACUUUCAUAUUUGUGGCAGUGUGGUUAGGAAUUUUAAUGAAUCUAUUUAAAAAUUUGAAUUCUGAUGUCGGCGAAUUGAUGAAGAACAUAUCCCAUAUGACAUGUUCUGUGGAAGGUAUUCUCAAUUUAAUUUUGUGCACAGUUCAAAGAAAACAGCUACAGAAUCUAGUGGUGAGUAUCGAGGAAUUUAUGAAGUUUUCAAAAGAACACGAAAGAGUAAUUCUACAAAAAUACAUAGAUCGUUAUGUUACAUUUAUAACGAUUGUUGCAAUAUCCUUCAGUAUGGCAGGUUUUACCGUCAUUUGUGCCCCUUUAUUUAUGCCUCAAGAGUUUCCCUUGAACGCAUGGUAUCCGUUUUCAAUGGAACCACUGUUACGAAAGAUUAUUCUCUAUGUUGCACAAAUAUACGCAACCACAUACACUAUUUUCUCUCUUAAUGUGGACAUUAUGAUUGCUGUUUUCUUUUUCUAUUCAACAGCUAGACUGGAAAUGUUAGCUUUAGAAAUAGAACAAGCGAAUGAAUUUCAUAUAUCGUCUAUCAAAAAACAUCAAGCAAUAAUAAAGUAA
Messenger RNA from Cataglyphis hispanica, 705 nucleotides. RefSeq lists its product as uncharacterized. NCBI's taxonomy places the organism in Eukaryota, Metazoa, Arthropoda, Insecta, Hymenoptera, Formicidae. Gene Ontology annotation, cellular component: plasma membrane. The record is from RefSeq and is a predicted model, not a curated record. Gene Ontology annotation, molecular function: odorant binding; olfactory receptor activity. Bases 1 to 705 code for a protein of 234 amino acids. The transcript is spliced from 2 exons. Gene Ontology annotation, biological process: detection of chemical stimulus involved in sensory perception of smell; sensory perception of smell.